UCUCUCGCCCUAGAUUGAUGAAGGAAUAUAAUUUGAUGAUGAAGUGAGUUACAUAUUAUUGAUUUUGUUUAAUUUUCCUAGAUUUUUCUCUUUGUUUUCUGAUUUUUAAUUUUUUAAUUUUUAAAAUAUAGCCAUACUUUUCUGUCUUUAAUCUCUAUAUUCUGCUUCUCUCCACUCCAAUCUUUGGAGAAUAAAGAUUCAAAAACAAUCAACUAUCUCUUCUUCUUGCAUUGUUCUUAAAAAAAUAUUACAAAUUAGGGUUCCUGCAGAAAGAAUCUGGGAAAAGCUUGUCCAAUUUGGGUUUUUUCUUGUAGAUGCUUUAUGGGUCUUGAUUAUUUUUGUUUGAUCUUUUCUGGGUAUGUAUCAACGUGAAUGGGGAAGAUACUAACACCACCGGCACGGAGAAGACUAAUUUCUCUGCCUCGGAGGCGUCGGUGAUGGACCCAACUCCGCCUAUGAAAGAAGACAAAAGAACAGACUCGAAGCCUCAAGAAUUAAUUCGAGGGCUUGUGCAGGUGAUGCCGGGCCAAAUCAAUCCAACUCCAAGACGUCAGAUCCUUAACCCUCAUUCACCGUCGACUUCUCUUCUCCUUCUUCAACUGCGACGGCAACAACAAUUCUUUUUUUAAACUUUCUCCUCUUCCCUACUCACCCUUCUCUCUUUGGACCCCUUCAUCUCCAGAUCUCAUUAUCCCCUUCAUCUCCAGAUCUAAUGGCUUCCCAAGGAGGGCUUCACUCUUCUUUUUGUUCCUCUCCUCCCCUCUUCUUCCUCCUUUUCCCUUCACCUUAAUUUAUUGAACAAGAGAACCUAGAUUUGGGUUUUCCUCGUGAGUUGAUCUGGGUUCCGCAUUCAAUUUGAAAAAGGAGAAAGAUGGGGAGGAGAGGGAAGGAAAAAGAAAGAGGAAGAAGAUGAUGAAUUUUUAGGUUUGUGAUUAGAAUUUUAGAGAGGGUAUGGGUGAUGAUAAAUGAAACAAAAAGAUGAUGAAUUGAAGAGAGGUUGAAGAAGAUCGAGAUAAGUGAGGGAUUAGUGAGGUUGAAGAUGAGGGUAUUUUGGUAACUUUAGCAAAUAUUAAAUAUUGAAGAUAAGGGAUAUUUGUGCAAUUUUAAGGAUAAAAUACCAACUUAUAC
Messenger RNA from Rubroshorea leprosula, 1128 nucleotides. The record is from the annotation of a GenBank genome assembly. NCBI's taxonomy places the organism in Eukaryota, Viridiplantae, Streptophyta, Magnoliopsida, Malvales, Dipterocarpaceae.